This is a messenger RNA of Cercospora beticola, 1080 nucleotides long. RefSeq lists its product as uncharacterized. Gene Ontology annotation, cellular component: extracellular region. Gene Ontology annotation, molecular function: protein binding; chitinase activity. Gene Ontology annotation, biological process: carbohydrate metabolic process. The record is from RefSeq and is a predicted model, not a curated record. Lineage: Eukaryota; Fungi; Ascomycota; Dothideomycetes; Mycosphaerellales; Mycosphaerellaceae.
AUGUCAACACCCUUCCUUCCAUUGGGCCAAGGACCACGGGUGAUUGUCUACCACCAGACACAUCAUGGUCCAAAUGAUGGACCGCCUGUGUCCUUGCUUCCCCUCAUCACCAACUCCACGGGCGUGACACAUGUGAUCAUCGCUGCCAUACACAUCAACGACAAGCCAGAAGAAUUGACCUUGAACGACACAUCACCGUCUCACGAGAAAUUCAACACCUUAUGGGGAGAAGUGGCAUGGCUCCAAGCGAGCGGCAUCAAAGUGUUGGGCAUGCUCGGCGGCUUUGCCAAAGGCUCUUAUGAACGCCUUGAUGGUGAUGAUCUUCAGCGAUUCGAGAGCUACUAUGUGCCGCUGCGGAAUAUGAUUCGCGAACAUCGUCUCGACGGCCUGGAUCUGGACAUUGAAGAACCAACGAGUUUGCCUGGUACCUGUCGACUGAUCGAUCGAUUGCGAUCUGAUUUUGGUCCUGAGUUCUUGAUCACUCUUGCCCCGGUUGCCACAGCUCUGCUGCCUAAUCAACCUCACCUCUCCGGGCCAGCUUUUGACUAUAGACUCCUCGAGCAGAUGCGCGGGCAUGAAAUCGCUUGGUAUAACACACAAUUCUACUGCGGGUGGGGAGAUGCAAGUUCUACGGCCUGGUACGAUGCCAUCAUGAGCGUAGGUUGGCGGGCAGACAAGGUCGUGAUGGGUCUGAUGUCCAACCCGGCAAACGGUCCAGGCCACAUCGAAUGGCCUCGUCAAGCACCCGUUCUCCAAGCUCUUCGCGCACGAUAUCCCAACUUUGGCGGUGUCAUGUGCUGGGAGUACUUCAAUGCACUGCCAGGCGGCUCCGAAAGACCUUGGGAAUGGGUGGCAAAUGUGUCUCGAAUUCUGAGAACACCGUCGCUCAUCGCCCCUCCGCCUUUGCCCAUCAGACCUUUUGGCAUGCAAGAGUCUUUGCCGCGUCCUGCUCAUAACUUUCCUGCCGAAAGUAUCAGCACUUUGAAGGAUCUGGGUUUCAGCGAGCAACAGGCGGUAGCUGCAUUGAAUUCAACCAAUGGCAAUGUUGAAUACGCUGCUGGGCUGCUAUUCCAAGACUAA